This is a messenger RNA of Lucilia cuprina (Australian sheep blowfly), 518 nucleotides long. RefSeq lists its product as uncharacterized. The transcript is spliced from 2 exons. The coding region runs from base 14 to 481 and encodes 155 amino acids. The record is from RefSeq and is a predicted model, not a curated record. NCBI's taxonomy places the organism in Eukaryota, Metazoa, Arthropoda, Insecta, Diptera, Calliphoridae.
ACACAUUGUUACAAUGUUAAAUAUAAAUAAUUGCCUUACUCUGUUAAUAAUUUAUUUAGCAAUAGAAAUUGUUGCAGCGAAACCUGUUGAAGAAAUUUCCUAUAUAGAAAAAAUUAUUAAUUUUCAAUAUGAAAAUGAUCAAUGGAUUUGUGGCGAUAUUAUCUGUCCUGUGAACACAUUCGGCUGUAAAAUAAGUCUACUUAGUGAUAAGGAGGAUAAAAAAAGUUUUCAUCAAACUUUUUCCUGUAUCGAUGAAAGUAAAAGUGCUAUAUUCAUUUCUGAAUCUAGAAUUGAAAUGCCAAAUGAAAGAGAAAUCGAUGUCGAACUCGAAUCCUAUGUAGGUGCAUUAUCGAUUUAUAUGACUGGUUAUGGUAUGGGAGGUCAUGAAAGUGCUAAAGGUGUGGUAGCUGUAGAGAAUUUGAAUGACCUAAAGGAAUCCGCUAAGAGCAAUAGAGAAUCAGUUAGCAUAUAUGAUUUGUGAUUUAUUAUAAUUAAUAAAGUAAAUAAAUUUUUCAAUA